ACACACACACAAUAAUAGUCGGGGGUUCGGGAGAGGCCGUCAUGCUGUUUAUUGGCUGAGCCAAGACUCAUUACAUAUGUCAACAAACACUGAAAUAGGGACACCAUCGUGAUGCAAAACAACAGACGAAAUGAUCUUCACGCGGCGAAUAGGAAUUUCUGUGUUGUGUUCGCCUUUUUGACCUUGUUAAUCAUUGUCCUAAUCAGCGUGGUGAUAUAUCUUGCCGUUAAGCAUGAAGACGGUGAAGAUAAUCAAUCAUCGCCAACAAUGAUCACAAGCUCUUCUUUCGGAACGCACGAAGGAAAAGAAGUAACACAGUAUACCUUAAAGAACAAUAAAGGUACUGUCAUAAAGAUUCUGAAUUAUGGAGGAAUUAUCACAAACAUUUUAGUACCGGAUAAAAAUGGAAAGAAUGGUGAUAUUUGCCUUGGAUUUGACGACAUGAAAGGAUAUGCAACAAACGGUCCGUAUUUCGGGGCUUUGAUCGGGCGCUAUGCCAACAGGAUAGCCAAUGGCAGAUUUACCAUUGACGGUAAAACCUACCAGUUAGACAUUAACAAUGGCCCUAACGCUCUUCAUGGAGGAAAAGUCGGAUUUGAUAAAAGGUUAUGGGAUUCCAAAGUGGUGGGUGACGUUUUGGAAUUGACCUACGUUAGCGCUGACGGAGAGGAAAAUUACCCCGGUGAGGUCAAGGUCACUGUGAGAUAUCAACUGACGGAGGACAACGAGCUCGUUAUAAGGUACUCAGCGACGACCUCAGCGAAAACCGUCAUCAAUCUCACAAACCACGCCUACUUUAACUUAGCUGGACAGGGAUCAGGAACUAUUUUCGAUCACAAUGUGACGAUAAAUGCGGAUAAAUACACACCAGUUGAUUCUACCUCCAUUCCAACGGGGGAUAUUUCCGAUGUCCAAGGAACGGCAUGGGACUUGCGCACCAAAACGAACAUAGGGGAGGUAAUCCAUUCUGUGCCAGGUGGGGUCGGGUAUGACCACAAUUACUGCUUUGGAAAAACUGGCUGGCAGAAAUACAUGGCUAGAGUGGAGCAUCCUUCAUCUGGUCGAUUUCUAGAAAUGUACAGUACAGAGCCAGGGGUUCAGUUCUAUACAUCUUUUUACUUAAACGAAACCGGAAAAGGCGGGGCAGCUUACGAGAAAUUUGGCGCCUUUUGUCUGGAGGCCCAACAUUAUCCGGACAGUCCGAACAAACCGAAUUUUCCAACGACGUUAUUAGCCCCGUCCGAGACGUAUCUACAAACAACUACAUACAAAUUUGGAGUGAUGUGAUCUUGGUGAACGCCAAUAUAGUAUUCAUUUUAUUUUAUAUCUACACUUGGAGCUACAGACCUGCAGCUAGCGAGAGAAGCGAGAAAGUUUGAUGCACAUCAUAAUGUGUUGAAAAUAUUUUGUGUAUAGAAUUAUUGAGCAAACCCACCGGCCUUCCAUCACAUGGAUCACCAUAAAAAGCAUUUUAUUGUUUAAAUAUAUGCAAAGAUAGUCAUAACACACGUAGUAAAUGUCGUCAUUGUGUUAUUUUCACUAAAAUUGUAUGGCUUGAUGAUUAAUCUCGCUCAAUGGUAAGAUGUACUUUGGAUCAGAAGUUGAU
Magallana angulata is the source of this 1606-nucleotide messenger RNA. Its product is annotated as galactose mutarotase-like. The transcript has 10 exons. Gene Ontology annotation, biological process: glucose metabolic process; beta-D-galactose catabolic process via UDP-galactose, Leloir pathway. Lineage: Eukaryota; Metazoa; Mollusca; Bivalvia; Ostreida; Ostreidae. Bases 112 to 1287 code for a protein of 391 amino acids. Gene Ontology annotation, molecular function: carbohydrate binding; aldose 1-epimerase activity. The record is from RefSeq and is a predicted model, not a curated record.